Molecule: messenger RNA, 1802 nt
Organism: Hypomesus transpacificus
Lineage: Eukaryota; Metazoa; Chordata; Actinopteri; Osmeriformes; Osmeridae
Product: C-type lectin domain family 4 member M-like
Exons: 6
Coding region: 175-1548 (457 amino acids)
Molecular function (GO): signaling receptor activity
Source: RefSeq, a predicted model, not a curated record
AAUAGUGUCUCUAGGUUCCUCACACACACGGACUGACAGCACAGAUGACAAGUCUGUCUGUGACAGUGGAUGUUAAACUGCAGCUCUGAUACUGUAGUUUUAGGGUUACUAGAUAAUAAUCUAAAUCUAUAACCUGCCUAAAAUAUUAUCAGGGAAGACAGGAAUACAGCAAACAUGUCGGAGGACAUCUACGCCAAACCAGACAUGACCCAGAAGGUGAAGUCGGAUGACAUCUAUGCUAAUGCAGACAUGACCCAGAAGGUGAAGUUGGAUGACAUCUAUGCUAAUGCAGACAUGACCCAGAAGGUGAAAUUGGAGGACAUCUACGCUACACCAGACAUGACCCAGAAGGUGAAAUUUGAGGACAUCUAUGCUACACCAGACAUGACCCACAAGGUGAAGUCUGACGGGGGGGAGAUGGAGGAGAGGAUGGUGGACAUUUACGUUAGUGCUGACACCCUCAGAGGUCACGACCUCUGCUCAAAGGCUGAGGACCCUACAGCAGAGAACACAGCAGAAGAUCAGCUCUCAGUGUCCCGACUGUGUCCAGAUGCUGAGCGUCCAGAGGAGAGAGUCUACAGAGCCGCAGCAGUCUGUCUGGGGCUGCUGUGUAUUUUCAUACUGGCUGCGGUCACAGCACUGGGAGUCAUCUUCACCAGAGUUAGUGAAGACAACACCAACCUGACCAGAGAGAGAAAACAGCUGAACACCAGUUACACCAACCUGUCCAGAGAGAGAGACCAGUUACAGACCAGUUACAACAACCUGACCCGAGAGAGAAAACAGCUGAACACCAGUUACACCAACCUGUCCAGAGAAAGAGACCAGUUACAGACCAGUUACACCAACCUUACUAGAGAGAGAGACCAGCUGAACACCAGUUACACCAACCUGUCCAGAGAGAGUGACCAGCUGAACACCAGUUACACCAACCUGUCCAGAGAGAGAGACCAAUUACAGACCAGUUACACUAACCUGACCAGAGAGAGAGACCAGUUACAGACCAGUUACAACACCCUGACCAGAGAGAGAGACCAGUUACAGACCAGUUACACCAACCUGACCAAAGAGAGAGACCAGUUACAGACCAGUUACAACACCCUGACCAGAGAGAGCGAUGACCUUAAGAGGAGGAUGUGUGAGGAUCUAGAUGGAUGGAGGAGGUUUGGCUGGAGCUGUUACUACGUCUCUACUGAGAAGAAAAACUGGGCUGGCAGCAGACAGGACUGUAGAGACAGAGGAGCAGACCUGGUGAUCAUAAACAGCCCAAAGGAACAGGAAUUCCUCAAUAACCUCCACAAGAAAGUGUGGAUCGGUCUGAAUGACACAGUAACAGAAGGGAACUUUGCCUGGGUGGACGGAACUCCACUGACCACACCCACGUACUGGUGGGGCUCUCAGCCUGAUAAUUACCCUAACACACCAGGCAAUGAUGGUGAGGACUGUGCUGAGAUAUACUACUCACCUUCUGACGUUCCCCCUCCUUUAACAUGGAAUGAUAACAGGUGUAAUUCUGAUAAUUUCUGGGUCUGUGAGAGAAGGAUCUAACAGAUAUACUGUGGGUUUUCUACACGUUUAAUCUUCUAGCAUUUAAUUACCCAGCUAUUGUCUUGUCAAUAAUACCUGUCAUAGCUCCAUGACUGAAAUAUUGUGAUAAUGAGUUUUCACUUCCUGGUUAACAUGAAGUACAUGACGUAAGAAUGAGUAACAUAGACUCAAAUAUUGUAUUACUGUCUAGUUGUAUUUACCACUCUGCUUGAUUUUCCUACUUAGAAAAUAUGUUAUUCCUGAAAUAAACAGUC